AUGCCGCGUCACUGCUCGGCUGCUGGCUGCUGCACACGGGACACACGUGAGACGCGCAAGCGCGGCAUCUCCUUCCACAGACUCCCCAAGAAAGACAGCCCCCGGCGAGGCUUGUGGUUGGCCAACUGCCAGCGUCUGGACCCUAGCGGCCAGGGCCUGUGGGACCCGGCGUCGGAAUACAUCUACUUCUGCUCCAAACACUUCGAGGAGAACUGCUUCGAGCUGGUGGGAAUCAGCGGUUAUCACCGGCUGAAGGAAGGGGCAGUUCCCACCAUAUUUGAAUCUUUCUCCAAGUUGCGUCCAACAGCAUCUAAACCCAAGGGCCGUGGCUACUCGGCAAAUCGGCUCCCGCGAUGUCCGAAGCGCUGCUCUGAGGGGCAAGGACACCCAAGUCCAUUUUCCCCACCACUGCCCGUGGACGUGCCGUGCUUUCCAGUGGAAGAGGCCUCAGCCCCUGCAGCUUUGUGUACCUCGCCAGCUGGAAGGCUGGAGCCUGGCCUCAGCAGCCCCUUCUCUGACCUUCUGGGGCCUCUGGGCGCCCAGGCAGAUGAAGCAGGCUGUAGCACCCAGCCCUCUGAGCGGGAGGCUGAUCAGCAGCACUCUCCCCUGGAGCCUCGGCCCGUGUCCCCUUCCGCCUACAUGCUCCGCCUGCCACCCCCCGCAGGUGCCUACAUCCAGAACGAGCACAGCUACCAGGUGGGCAGCGCCCUGCUGUGGAAGCGCCGGGCAGAGGCAGCCCUUAAUGCCUUGGACAAGGCCCAACGCCAGCUGCAGGCCUGCAAGCGGCGGGAGCAGCGGCUGCGCCUGCGCCUCACCAAGCUGCAGCAAGAGCGCGCGCGGGAGAAGCGGGCACAGGCCGACGCGAGGCAGACUCUGAAGGCCCAUGUCCAGGACUUUGCCAUGCAGCUGGGCAGCCUGGCCUGA
Molecule: messenger RNA, 924 nt
Organism: Elephantulus edwardii (Cape elephant shrew)
Lineage: Eukaryota; Metazoa; Chordata; Mammalia; Macroscelidea; Macroscelididae
Gene: THAP7
Product: THAP domain containing 7
Exons: 4
Coding region: 1-924 (307 amino acids)
Biological process (GO): regulation of DNA-templated transcription
Cellular component (GO): nucleus
Source: RefSeq, a predicted model, not a curated record